Molecule: messenger RNA, 831 nt
Organism: Rotaria socialis
Lineage: Eukaryota; Metazoa; Rotifera; Eurotatoria; Philodinida; Philodinidae
Source: the annotation of a GenBank genome assembly
AUGUAUGUUCCAAUGUCACCUCCGCCAGUAAUUACUGCAAAUAAUAAUAAUAAUUCAACAUCAUUAGAUGUUGGUGAGCAUUCACCAUCAACGAAUAUAUUUGAUCGGUACAGUGCUGCUGCUAAACGUUACAAAUAUCUUCGACGUUUAUUAAAAUUUCGUCAAAUGGAUUUUGAAUUUGCCAUUUGGCAAGUCGGACAUUUAUUUUAUGCGCCACAGAAAGUGUUUCGUGCAUUUCAAUAUCGAAAACAAACAAAAAAUCAAUGGGCAAGAGAUGAUCCAGCUUUUCUAGUGUUGCUGAUGGUGUUUCUUGUCGUUUCAUCGAUUAUCAUUGGAGUUGUCCUUGGAAUGGGAUUUUUCGGUAUUGUGAAACUUGUAAUAUGGGUUGUUUUGGUUGAUUGUGUUCUUGUUGGUCUUUUAAUCUCUACGAUUUAUUGGUAUAUCGCUAAUCGACAUUUGAUUGCAAAUCCUAAAUCUAGUAUUGAUGUUGAAUGGGCAUAUUGUUUCGAUGUACAUCUCAAUGCUGUACUACCCUUACUUGCUAUUUUACAUGUUGGUCAACUACCAUUUUUCAAUACAUUUGCUGUUACAACAAGUUAUCUCUAUUGUCUUAUUGGUAAUACUGUAUGGGCUAUUGCAGUUGGCUAUUAUAUUUAUAUAUUAUUUCUCGGUUUUAGUGCACUGCCAUUUCUUCGUAAUGUGCAUGUUCUGUUAUAUCCAUUAACAGGUCUCUUCCUUAUUUAUAUUCUUUCAAUUAUUGUUCGAUGGAAUUUUACUCAAAUGAUAGUGACAUUUUAUGAAUAUCGUGUUGGUCAUAAACGAUUACCAUAA